Messenger RNA from Humulus lupulus (European hop), 2845 nucleotides. Its product is annotated as putative phospholipid:diacylglycerol acyltransferase 2. Gene Ontology annotation, cellular component: cytoplasm. The transcript has 6 exons. Gene Ontology annotation, biological process: lipid metabolic process. Bases 422 to 2503 code for a protein of 693 amino acids. The record is from RefSeq and is a predicted model, not a curated record. NCBI's taxonomy places the organism in Eukaryota, Viridiplantae, Streptophyta, Magnoliopsida, Rosales, Cannabaceae.
CAGAGCCACACUGUCUCACUCUCUGCACCAAAACGAAACGGUGACACACACACCCAGCUUAUAAAAAAGGAAACUUUGCAUGUAAAUGCCUAGACAAGUGUCGUUGCACAAAACCAAGGCAUAGCUUAGGUGUGAGAGAGAGUCAGUGCUGUUGAAUUUACUAGUCUUAUUUGCUCCCACCACAACACCCACUUUCAGCAGAAGAAGCUAGGCUAGCCCAGCCUCAAUCGGCUGCUCCUUCUCUCGAUUCUUCUCUGCCUUUUUCCUGGGUUGUGAUGAUUCCUUACACCAUUACAUAUCUUUUUACUGUUCCUAUAUUCUUCUUCUUCUUCUUUACCACGUGGUCUUGCUCUUCGUAACGCCUAGCUUAGCCUCUUAGUCUCGUAUUUUGUCUUGAUGGGUUGCUCUUGUUCUUCUCUAUAUGUGUAAAGUUCAAAGCUUUUGGGCCAUGGGUUCCGUUCUUCGGUUUAGGAAGCUUUGCUUUGUGGAGCCAGUAGUAGGGUUUCAUUGUACUACGACGACCCAAAAGAAUGAAGAGAAAGAUGAGAACGGUGUCGUUUUAAAAGAUGAAGAUAAGGAGAAUAAGAAGAAGAGGAGCAAGAAGCAACCAAAGGAAUGGAGGUGUGUAGAUAGUUGUUGCUGGUUUAUUGGGUAUUUGUGUACCACUUGGUGGCUUCUGUUGUUUCUCUACCACAGUUUACCACCCACAAUAACUGGUUUUCAUGUACCGGAAUCGCCCGGGGAGAGGCUCAGGCGAGAGGGCUUGACACCACUUCACCCUGUUGUUAUGGUCCCUGGCAUAGUCACUGGUGGGCUUGAGCUUUGGGAAGGCAGGCCUUGUUCUGAGGGACUUUUUCGUAAGAGGCUUUGGGGUGGUAGUUUCACUGAAAUCUUCAAAAGGCCAUUGUGUUGGUUGGAACACCUAUCACUACACAACGAAACAGGGCUCGACCCGCCUGGGAUUCGAGUCCGAGCGGUUUCAGGACUUGUUGCAGCUGACUAUUUUGCUCCUGGCUACUUUGUUUGGGCAGUUCUUAUCGAGAAUUUAGCCAAAAUUGGUUAUGAAGGGAAGGACAUGUAUAUGGCAGCCUAUGAUUGGAGACUAUCUUUUCAGAAUACAGAGAUUAGGGACCAAGCUCUAAGUAGAUUGAAGAGUAAAAUUGAGCUCAUGUAUGUGACCAAUGGCUAUAAGAAAGUGGUGGUGGUGCCUCAUUCUAUGGGGGUCAUUUAUUUCCUUCACUUCAUGAAAUGGGUUGAAUCACCUCCACCUAUGGGAGGUGGUGGUGGUCCAGAUUGGUGUGCCAAGCACAUCAAAGCAAUCAUGAAUAUUGGUCCAGCUUUUCUUGGUGUUCCAAAGGCUGUAAGUAACCUAUUUUCGGCCGAGGGUAAAGAUGUGGCAUUUCUCAGGGCUAUGGCUCCGGGAGUUUUAGACUAUGACAUUCUUGGCCUUCAAACACUUGAACAUCUUAUGCGAGUUUCUCGAACUUGGGAUUCCACCAUUUCAUUAUUGCCAAAAGGUGGAGAUACUAUUUGGGGCAAUUUAGAUUGGUCUCCUGAGGAAGGACUUAGUUGUGAUUUGGAUAAGAGAGGAAAUACACAACAACUCUCUUCAAGUGACACUAAUUUCAAUCACAGUGAUGGAGGUAGAGGUUUUCGAAUAAAAGAGCCUGUUAAGUAUGGAAGAAUAAUCUCUUUUGGAAAGGCAGCAUCACAGAUUCCUUCUUCUCAUCUUCCUCCUCCUGAUUUGAAGGAACUUCUCCAAAUGCGAUCCUCAACUGGACUUAAUUUAUCAUGUAGUGGUGAGGUUUGGACUGAAUAUGAUGAAGUAAGCAGAGAAAACAUCAGAAAAUUAGCUGAAAACAAGGCCUACACAGCUGAAAAUGCCUUUGAUUUACUGCGUUUUGUGGCUCCGAAACUGAUGCAACGGGCCGAGGCUCACUUCUCUCAUGGAAUAGCUGAUAAUCUUGAUGAUCCUAAGUACACACACUACAAGUACUGGUCAAAUCCACUUGAAACCAAGCUACCUCAUGCUCCUGAUAUGGAGAUUUACUCUCUUUAUGGAGUUGGAAUCCCUACAGAAAGAUCAUAUGUAUAUAAAAUGUCUCCUUCAAGCAAGUGCAAGAGCAUUCCCUUUCGAAUAGAUAGCUCGGCCGAUGGCCAAGCAGACAGCUGCCUAAAGAAUGGAGUAUACUUUGUGGAUGGCGAUGAGAGUGUUCCGGUUUUGAGUGCAGGCUUCAUGUGUGCCAAAGGGUGGCGAGGAAAGACUAGAUUCAACCCGUCCGGCAUAGCUACUUACAUAAGAGAGUACCGACACAAAGCGCCAUCGAGCCUGCUGCAGGGCAGGGGUUUGGAGAGUGGUGCACAUGUUGACAUCAUGGGAAAUGUUGCUUUGAUUGAAGAUGUUUUGAGGGUGGCUGCUGGAGCCAGUGGCAAAGAUAUUGGAGGCGACCGCAUACAUUCGGAUAUCAUGAAAAUGUCUCAGAGAAUAAAUCUUCAGCUGUGAUUAUUAUGAAUGAUAAUCAUCACUAGAAGAUGAUGAUGAAGUUUGAGGAGGGAGUGAAAGAAGUUCCAAUGGACUUUGAGGCUGCUAAUAAUGAGGCUGCUGCUAUGCUGCUCAGAAGAGAAAAAACAAGUGUUCAAAGUGAUCAGAGUAUGAGAAUAGAAAGGCAUAAGUAUUUCACUCUAGCUAGCAAUUCAGUUGGUUUUUUUUAUUUGUAAUUUUCUAUAUAUGAACAAAUUACCAAUGUGCUGUUAGAUUGGCUCAAGCUAACAAAGGAUUUUAUAACUGCUUGUGCAUUUUAAGAUUCUGCUUUUAUUUUAUUAUUUUCCCCUAAAAAUUUGUAUA